CAGAACACCCUAUAAAAAUUCACAGGGAAGAUUAUGCAAAUUCCUCCCUUCUAUUCUGCCCUGAAGAAAGAAGAAAGGUUGUCCACACUGAUUAAGAAAAGAGAAGCUGUGGAACCAAAGCCUGCCAGGCCAGCAAUGGUCAGCAGUCUCACUCUGACAAACUUCAAGCCACUCUUUUUUUGUGGCUCGGUCGGUGACAUUGGCAAAGGUAGACGGAAAGAAAGAGCAGACAACCAUGGACUGUUUACACUAGAAGAGCAUGUGCUUUAUGAAGACAAUUGGACAAUUAAUAAAGUUGCCCGGGCCCCAGAAUGUUGCAGGCUUCUUCUCCAGAUGUAG
Messenger RNA from Python bivittatus (Burmese python), 339 nucleotides. The record is from RefSeq and is a predicted model, not a curated record. NCBI's taxonomy places the organism in Eukaryota, Metazoa, Chordata, Lepidosauria, Squamata, Pythonidae.